Messenger RNA from Prunus avium (sweet cherry), 2029 nucleotides. Its product is annotated as putative ADP-ribosylation factor GTPase-activating protein AGD6. Gene Ontology annotation, molecular function: GTPase activator activity. Lineage: Eukaryota; Viridiplantae; Streptophyta; Magnoliopsida; Rosales; Rosaceae. Gene Ontology annotation, biological process: vesicle-mediated transport. The record is from RefSeq and is a predicted model, not a curated record.
ACUAAAAAUCACCGCACGUGCCACCCUUGUGACAUGCAGCCAGAGAGCAGUGGACUCCAUCUGUUCUUCUAAUCCAUAAAACUAUAAAAAGUGUUCGACGAAUUAACGCUGUCGGUGUUCCCCUCAUUCUAAUUCCUCUCCCCAAACAGGAUCGGAACGGAUCGUACCCCCAAAAAAUGGCGGCAUCUCGGCGGCUCCGGGACCUGCAAUCGCAGCCAGGGAACAAGAUCUGCGUCGACUGCUCCCAGAAGAACCCGCAAUGGGCUUCGGUAUCCUACGGCGUCUUCAUGUGCUUAGAGUGCUCCGGCAAGCACCGCGGCCUCGGCGUCCACAUCUCGUUCGUCCGAUCCGUCACCAUGGACUCCUGGUCCGAGAUCCAGAUCAAGAAGAUGGAGUCCGGCGGCAACGAGCAGCUCAACACCUUCCUCGCCAGUUACGGCGUCUCCAAGGAGACCGAUAUCGUCACCAAGUACAACACCAACGCCGCCAGCGUCUACCGGGAUCGGAUUCAAGCCCUAGCCGAGGGGCGUCCUUGGCGGGACCCACCCGUCGUGAAGGAGAGCCUAGGGUUCGGGAAAUCAAAGCCACCUUUGGCUCAUGGAGGGGGCGGCGGCGGCAGCAGGGGUGGUAAUUCGGGGAACAAUGGGGGGUGGGAUAGUUGGGACGACGACGGUUUCAGAUCGUCGAACGAUAUAAGGAGGAACCAGUCGACCGGCGAUUUCAGAGCUGGUGGUGGUGGUGGUCAUGGUGGUCGUGGGGGUGAUGGAUAUGGAGGAAGCAUGCCCGCCAGGUCGAGGUCUAGGGAGGACAUUACGAGAUCGCAAUUUGAGGCCUCGGCGGCGAACAAGGAGAGCUUUUUCGCGAGAAAAAUGGCAGAGAACGAGUCUCGGCCGGACGGGCUCCCGCCCUCGCAGGGCGGGAAGUAUGUCGGGUUUGGAUCGAGUCCCGCGCCUUCCCAGAAUCAUCAGAAUGUGAAUGCGCAAGGCGAUGUGUUAUCUGUUGUUUCUCAGGGUAUUGGUAAGUUAUCUUUGGUUGCUGCGUCUGCGGCUCAGUCGGCUGCGAGUGUAGUCCAGGCAGGCACGAAAGAGCUCACUACAAAGGUGAAAGAGGGUGGCUAUGAAUACAAGGUGAAUGAAACUGUUAAUGUUGUCACUGCAAAGACUACAGAGAUAGGACAUAGGACUUGGGGGAUUAUGAAAGGGGUCAUGGCAAUGGCUUCACAAAAGGUUGAAGAGUACACUAAAGAUGGAACAACCUGGAAGGCUGAUAAUAACUGGCAACGAAAUGAUAGUGAGCAAAAUGGAUAUUAUCAAGAGUUUAAACAGGAGAAUAAACAAUGGAAUUCUUCUGGAGGGGUGCAGUCAUCGAGUGGGAAUUUUAAUUCUUACGGCUCGAGUUCUUGGGAUGAUUGGGACCAAAAAGACAAUAGGAAGCAAGAGACUACUAAGGGAACGGGAUCCAAUAGCAGUGACGGUUGGGCUGGCUGGGAUGAUGGCAAAGACGAUGGAUUUGAUCAUUACCAGAGUGCAUCUGUUUCAAAGGCUGCUGGUCACAAUGGGAAAUCGGAUUCAGCGUGGACUGGGGGAGGCUUUAACUAAGAAUCUUACAUGGUCUCAACAAAUUUCUGGUUGACCCAUAAGUUGCGGACACAAAUUAUUAGCACGCAAAUUGAAGGCUGCCAAGAUUGAUGCCUAAGGUGGAGGAAAUGGAAUUUGGUGAAUGUGGAAUUUGUUAGCAGCUGCUGCUGCUGACUAAUUGGUUGGUUGGUGAUAAAUUGGAUUUGAGAUCCAUUUCCAUGGAAAAAGACACUUUUGUUGAGUUUAGUAUAUUUGCAGAAAACGUUUUUUUUUCCUUUCUUUUUCUUUCAUCUUUAAAAGAUUUUAUGUAACUUAAUUGGGGAUAUUUGGUGUUUUCAAAGUUGUUUAUAUCUGUACAACUAUUCACAAGAGGGUUAAUUGCCCAAUUCAAAAGAGUACUGAAAUGUUCGAAUUUGUUUGUGAGAUUUGAGGAAUGAAAAUUUCUUUUAAUU